Messenger RNA from Priceomyces carsonii, 1521 nucleotides. It is a transcript of the gene LAP41, whose product is annotated as metalloaminopeptidase. The coding region runs from base 1 to 1521 and encodes 506 amino acids. Gene Ontology annotation, cellular component: fungal-type vacuole. Gene Ontology annotation, biological process: proteolysis. The record is from RefSeq and is a predicted model, not a curated record. Gene Ontology annotation, molecular function: metalloaminopeptidase activity; zinc ion binding. Lineage: Eukaryota; Fungi; Ascomycota; Pichiomycetes; Serinales; Debaryomycetaceae. The transcript has a single exon.
AUGAGCGUAACAGAUGCACUGAUUGUGGCUCUUCUUGACCAAGCGUUGAAUUUAGCAAAGGAGAAAGGAGCACCGGCAAAGACAAUAGUAGAAACAUCAGGCACAGGCAUCUAUGACGAGAAAUUCUUUGAAGAGUUUGCUGACGAAUAUGUCGAAUUCACAUAUAAGAACCCAACUAUUUAUCACGUUGUACAAUAUUUCGCAACAAAGUUGGAGGAUGCUGGGUUCAGUUACGUUUCCGAGAAAGAAAGUUGGAGUACAUUGAAACCAGGUAAGUAUUUUACUUACAGAAAUGGUUCAGCAUUGGCUGCUUUCGUUGUUGGUAAAGAUUGGACCCCUGAAAAAGGAAUUGGAAUCAUAGGAUCACACGUGGAUUCCCUUACUGUCACAUUGAAACCGAAUUCUACGAAGCAAAAAGUUGACGGUUACGAUCUAUUGGGUGUGGCUCCAUAUGCUGGCGGUCUUUCCAACUUAUGGUGGGAUAGGGAUUUAGGUAUCGGAGGAAGGUUAUUGGUCAAAGAUGCUGAGAAUGCUAUUAAGCAACAAUUGGUAGAUCUGACACCUCAUCCAAUUGCUCAUGUUCCUACUUUGGCGCCCCACUUUGGAGCUCCGUCUCUCGGCCCUUUUAACCAAGAAACACAGGCAGUACCUGUUGUAGGUUUUUCGACAGCAGAAGAGUCUCCAGCUACCGACGAAGAAAAGAGCUCUCCACUUUAUGGAAAGCAUUCAUUGAAGUUAUUGAGAUAUAUUGCAAAGCUCGCCAACGUCAAAGUUUCCGAUAUUAUUCAAUGGGACUUACAAUUAUAUGAUGUUCAAAAGGGAACCAGAGGCGGCUUAAAUAAGGAAUUCAUCUUUGCACCUAGAGUCGACGAUAGGGUCUGUUCCUUUGCAGCCAUCUUUUCUCUAAUUCAGGCGGCACAAGAUGAUCUACUUGCGUCUGAUUCCUUCUCGAUUGUCGGUUUAUUUGACAAUGAGGAAAUCGGCUCAGCUACGAGACAAGGUAUAAAAGGUGGAUUGAUUGAACUGGUCGUAUCAAGAGUAUUAUUGUCAGAAUCAUUUAAAGAAUAUGCCGCUGCCAGUCAAGAACUGCUUUCGUUGGCCUAUGCCAACACAAUAAUUUUGUCUGCAGAUGUAAAUCAUUUGCUUAAUCCAAACUUCCAGGAAGUAUACUUGGAGCACCAUAAACCAAUCCCCAAUAAAGGAAUAACCAUAGCUUUGGAUCCUAAUGGGCAUAUGGCAACUGAUUCUACUGGUCUAGCCCUAUUAGAACAACUUGCGUCCAUAAAUGAUGAUAAGCUUCAAUAUUUUCAAAUUCGUAAUGAUUCAAGGUCUGGUGGUACAAUAGGACCUUUUAUUUCAUUACAAACAGGAGCCAGAACCAUUGACUUAGGAAUUCCACAGUUAAGUAUGCAUUCAAUUAGGGCAACUGUUGGUGCUAAAGAUGUAGGAUUAGGUAUUAAAUUCUUUAAAGGCUUCUUUGCAAAUUGGAGGAAGACUUAUGAUAAUUACAAGGAUCUUUAG